Messenger RNA from Brienomyrus brachyistius, 1695 nucleotides. It is a transcript of the gene znf513a, whose product is annotated as zinc finger protein 513a. Lineage: Eukaryota; Metazoa; Chordata; Actinopteri; Osteoglossiformes; Mormyridae. The transcript has 4 exons. The record is from RefSeq and is a predicted model, not a curated record. Gene Ontology annotation, molecular function: DNA-binding transcription factor activity; RNA polymerase II cis-regulatory region sequence-specific DNA binding. The coding region runs from base 271 to 1695 and encodes 474 amino acids. Gene Ontology annotation, biological process: regulation of transcription by RNA polymerase II.
CAAGUUCAAAGCAACCACACUUGUCCAGCACUGGAUUGACACUGGAGAUGCCCAGCCCAUCGUUGAUGUUUGAUAAGCAUCAGGCAACCACACAAUCAUACCAGUGAGAAACCAUUCCUCCUCAGAUCUCACACUGAAAGCAGAAGCCCCCGACCGCGUCCCCAGCUCCCGUCAGGCUGCCGGAGCCGCCUCUGGAGGCAGCAGAAGCCCCCGUCGGACUCCCCCAGCUCCCACCUUCUCUCUGCCGGCCUUGGUGCUGCUCUACCUUCGAUGGCCAGUGUCAAACGGGGGUUGAGUCACACAAGACUAAGGAUGGAGGACAAUGUGCAGGAUAUUCAGGAUGCACAGGGCAAACAGGACUACAGCUCAAUGCCCUGCCUGGCCUGUAGAGGGCGUACUCAUCUCUUAUUAGAUCCGCAAGGCAGCGGAGAAGACCCUGCUGGGGUGUCUGGCUUUGGUUGCGGAACGGGAGCAGGGGAGGUGGCAGAGCGAGCGCAGAGGGGUGUGGCUAAGGGCAGGGAUGAUGCAGUGGCGGGUGACAGUGAGCUGAAACUGCACUCCUGUGAGCUGUGUGGCUUUUCCACACGCUACGCUAACCACGUGAAGCGGCACAUGAAGACGCACAGUGGCGAGAGGCCCUAUCGCUGCCCGCUGUGCGCUUACGCCUCCGGCCAGCUGGUCAACCUGCAACGGCACGUGCGUGUGCACACGGGCGAGAAGCCCUAUGGGUGCCGGCUCUGCGCUUUUGCCUGCAGUUCCCUGGGCAACCUCAAGAGGCACCAGCGCAUGCACACACUGGGCAGACAUGGCCGUCGUCCCGGCGGGAGCCAGGCAAGGCUAAUGGCUGGUCGGCGACCAGGAAAAGGGCCCCCAGGAGACCGAGACACUGUGGCACCAAAGAUGGUGGCGCAUGUGAGCAGCGAUGGUGGCUGCCGAAGCUACAGCGAGUCAGGGAGCCCGCCGGACACGGAGAAGCCAGCGAAGGGGGCGGGGGAAGCAGCAGGGGGUGGGGAGGAUGGCCUUCCCGGGCUGCCAUUUUCAUCGGCCUGCAGACUGUGCGGCCGGGACACGGCCGAGCGAGGGAGCGCAUGCGGUCGCAUCUGCGGAAGGUGCAUGCUGGACGUACUGUCCAAGGAGCUCCCCAGGGUCCUGGCCGGCGAUGGCGAAAAGGCGUACCAGUGCGCCGUGUGCCCCUUCGUCACCCACUACCCCAACCACCUGGUACGGCACAUGAAGACUCACAGUGGAGAAAAGCCCUACCGCUGCUCCGAGUGCGACUACGCUUCUGCCCACCUGGACAACCUCAAGCGGCACCACCGCGUCCACACGGGCGAGAAGCCCUACCGCUGCCAGCUGUGCGACUACGCCUGCGGCAACCUGGCCAACCUGCGACGGCACCAGCGCGUGCACUCCGGCGCCAAGCCCUUCCAGUGCACCGUCUGCAGCUACAGCUGCAACCAGAGCAUGAACCUGAAGCGCCACAUGCUCCGGCACACUGGCUGCAAGCCCUUCUGCUGCCCCGAGUGCCCCUACGCCACUGGCCACUGGGACAACUACAAGCGCCACCAGAGGAAGCACGGCCGCCCGGCUGGGGGCUGGCUCAGGGUGCGGCUGCCCAACGAUGGGGGAGGAGAGGAGGAGGAGGAGGAGGAGGAGGGGGGAGAGGAGGAGGCGCGGCUGGAUCAGCUGGAGUAG